This is a messenger RNA of Haemonchus placei, 672 nucleotides long. NCBI's taxonomy places the organism in Eukaryota, Metazoa, Nematoda, Chromadorea, Rhabditida, Trichostrongylidae. The record is from the annotation of a GenBank genome assembly.
AUGACUACCCUUAAAAUGAUUGCGUUGGCUGGAGGUCCAUCGGGCAAUCAGGCCACAUUACUUAUGACACAAAUGGAAUCCUUCGGACUGUCAUUCCGGCGAGAUUGCAAAAAUGAAGAGGAUCUGCUCAAAUGGGAAGGGAUACAGUCGAGAUUACAAUCUGAGCAGGAGCAGCUGUUGAUGUAUGCCAUUCAUAAAUUUGAAUUUAAAAAUCCAGUGGUAUUAGUGGACCGGACACUGCCGAGGGACUAUCUUAACAAGGCACAGUUCGAUCUCCUUGUCCAGAAAGCCAGCAUGUGCAAUCGCGUACCACUUGAUAGAUAUUACGGUGUGAUAUACAUGCGAACUACGACAGUUGAGGAGCAGAAACUUCUCUAUAAUAGACACAUUUGGACAAAAGAGGAAUGGGAAAAAGUGUGGAAAGAUAUGGAGCAGAUACGUAGGAGGAAUGAGGAGGUCUGGAGUCAACAUACGAAUUUCCUUCUUGUGGACGUGUCCUCCAAAGAUAAAUUUCGGAAGAAGUUGCAAAUGGCUUGUGUCAACAUAGCCCAAUUGCUGGAUUUCGAGCUAAAACGUGGGUUAGGUCACAGUUACUUUUACCCUUCUCUAAUUCUGGUACCCAAGGUAAGGCUACAGUACCCUGGCAAUCCCAGCUAUUUUGGUUUGGCAUAG